CAAAGCUUACUCAGUGCAGAGAUAGACAACAAGGGCUUGGACUAGGAGUCAGUUUAUUUGAAGAGAUUCUCGCGUCCGUGUCUUUCUCCCUGAAAGAAUGUCGCUACUACCCUCUGGUUGGAUAAUCAACGAGUUUCCAAAGUGGCUCGUAUUCGGGACAUGGUUUCUCCUCAACAUCGUUCUUUUUAUCUAUCAGUUUAACCUCUUCCAGACAUCCAAUACACAAUUUUAUAUGCGGUUCUACCUAAAGGAAGCAUUGGCUUUUGCCCGAGGUCCUGCUUUGCCAAUUAAUUUCAAUGUGAUACUGAUCCUGUUGCCAGUCUGUAGGAACAUCAUAUCCGUCAUUAGAGGAUGUACUAGGGUGGUUCCCCGUAGCAUCAGGAGAGUAUUGGACAAGAACCUGACCUUUCACAAAGCCAUUGCAUGGAUGCUGGUUGUAUCCAGUACCAUGCAUGUCGUUGCUCAUUAUUAUAACUAUGAAAGAUUAGCGAGGUACUCUCCUCCUAAUAGCCUCCCUCCUGGAGACCAAGCAACAUCUAUACCUACUCAAGCACUCCCUUUUAAUGGCUCAGUAGGACAAUUGAAUCCUAUCCAUGCUUGCUUUAUCACAUAUGCCGGAGUAACAGGUCACAUUAUUACUCUGGUUUUAUUUCUAAUGAUAACAUCAUCCGUUACGUACAUUAGGCGUUCAUUCUUUGAAGUAUUCUGGUACACUCAUCAGUUGUUCAUUGUGUUCUUGGUUGGUCUUGGCAUACAUCAGUAUGGUCGUUUGCUCCCUGUGUUUCGUUCAGCCAGUCAGCUUCAAGAUGUUGGUCUAGGUGUGUGUGCAUAUGCUCCUACUAGCUCGGAAAAUUACACAAGGUUUUGUACUAAUCUCAAUUUUGCUCCUGCCGGUCCCACCUCAUGGAUGUUCCUCUUAUGCGGUUUACUGAUUUACGGCCUUGAGCGUAUUCUGAGAGUUGUGAGAGGAUUCUACUCUGUUGUCAUCAUUAAGGUUGUGCAACAUCCUUCCAAUACUAUCGAGAUACAAAUGAGAAGGAAAGGAUUUCAUGCUGAAGCAGGCCAGUACGUGUUUGUCAACUGUCCUUCCGUUGCAUGGUUUGAGUGGCAUCCUUUCACACUGACAUCAGCUCCCGAGGAGGACUACUUCAGCGUUCACAUUAGAAUACUUGGAGACUGGACGAGAGGAAUAGCUGACAAGCUUGGAAUGAAUCGUAAUGAUUUCCAGCAGUCCUGGGAGCUCCCAAGUAUUUAUAUUGAUGGCCCAUUUGGCACAGCUAGCGAGGAUGCCUUUGAGCACCCUGUAGCCUUGCUUGUUGGUGCCGGUAUUGGUGUGACCCCGUUUGCUUCUGUUCUCAAGUCUCUCUAUUACCGUAUAACAGAGGAGGGUAGCGGGCUCGUCUUGAAGAAGUUGUACUUUGUUUGGAUUUGUCCCGAGACUUACGCCUUCGAAUGGUUUGCUAAUCUCUUCCAAGAGCUUGAGCAGCAGCUCAUUGAUAAAGGGAUUGAUGACUUCCUGACCAGUUGGAUCUAUUUGACUAGAGGAUGGAAGGACAAUCAAGCAUUCUAUUUGAUGUUAAACGAAGGUAGAGUGACGGCCGAACAUGCUACUGAUGACAUGGUGGAUGCUAUCACUGGCCUUAGAGCGGAGACUACAUUUGGGCGGCCUGAAUGGGAGAAAAUAUUUGAAAAAGUUGCACUUGCUCAUCCAAAUACUGAUGUUGGUGUAUUUUUCUGUGGCCCAUCAGUUCUGUCACAUAAUCUACACAAGCAGUGUAACGCUUUUACCAAGAAAGGCGGAUCCGCUGGAGCUCGUUUUUACUACAACAAAGAGAAUUUCUAAACCUCUCAAUGCCAAUUUACUCAGAAACACAACAAUAAUUUGUUUUGUUUUAUUGAACUGUAGUCAUUUUGUUUUUUAGCGCUUUUUGCUGUAUUUAGCUUGAUUUUUUUUAGUUGUGGUUAUUGAUGUAAACUUUUUGAACAUAAUUUUAGUUUUUUCCUGAA
This is a messenger RNA of Amphimedon queenslandica, 2007 nucleotides long. Its product is annotated as cytochrome b-245 heavy chain-like. The record is from RefSeq and is a predicted model, not a curated record. Gene Ontology annotation, biological process: superoxide anion generation; defense response. Bases 98 to 1843 code for a protein of 581 amino acids. Gene Ontology annotation, molecular function: superoxide-generating NAD(P)H oxidase activity. The transcript is spliced from 16 exons. NCBI's taxonomy places the organism in Eukaryota, Metazoa, Porifera, Demospongiae, Haplosclerida, Niphatidae. Gene Ontology annotation, cellular component: NADPH oxidase complex; plasma membrane.